Penaeus vannamei (Pacific white shrimp) is the source of this 1129-nucleotide messenger RNA. Its product is annotated as thyroid receptor-interacting protein 6. Gene Ontology annotation, biological process: cell-cell adhesion. Gene Ontology annotation, cellular component: stress fiber; focal adhesion. NCBI's taxonomy places the organism in Eukaryota, Metazoa, Arthropoda, Malacostraca, Decapoda, Penaeidae. The record is from RefSeq and is a predicted model, not a curated record.
AUGAUGAUUUGCCUUCCAGAGCUCAACAUACGAGUCCAUCUACGAGCCCAUCACGCCACGCCCCUCCAGCCAGAUGUCGAACAAGUCGGGCUACAGCCUCUAUGGGCCCUACACGUCACCUAGGGCCCGUGGCUUGGCUCCACCCCCAAGCAACCAGCCACUUGUCAACCCGGACAAAGUGGGAAAGGAGGCCGAGGUUGAUGCCCUCACCAACCUCCUCGUGCAGUCCAUGGAUAGUACCAAUGACCCAGAGUUCUUUGGUGCGUAUGAAUCGUGCAUUUGUACUCGCUGUGGGGAGAAGGUUGUGGGAGAGGGCAGCGGAUGCACAGCAAUGGAACAGGUGUACCACAUCAAGUGCUUUGUCUGCAUAGUGUGUCACCUUCAGCUCCAGGGCAAGCCUUUUUAUGCUCUCGACUCUAAGCCUUAUUGCGAAGACUGCUACCUAAAUACUCUAGAGAAAUGCUGCGUGUGUACGAAGCCCAUUCUGGACCGCAUCUUACGAGCGACUGGGAAGCCGUACCACCCGCAGUGCUUUACAUGUGUUGUGUGUAACAAGUCCCUGGACGGCAUUCCAUUCACAGUAGAUGCCUCAAAUCAGAUCCACUGUAUAGAUGAUUUCCAUAAAAAGUUUGCUCCUCGCUGUACUGUGUGCCAUGAACCUAUUAUGCCAGAGCCAGGAAAGGACGAGACAGUUAGAGUUGUUGCUCUUGAUCGCUCAUUCCAUGUUAAUUGCUACAAGUGUGAGGACUGUGGUUUGGUGUUGUCCUCGGAGGCAGAGGGGAGGGGCUGCUACCCCCUCGACGGUCAUGUCCUGUGCAAGAGUUGCAACGCACGUCGGGUUCAAGCCAUCACUUCCAAGGUCACCACUGACCUGUAGGCAGAGGGGGAGGCCCCAUUGCACACUGAGCACCUUGUUUUUUACAGCACCAAGAGAGUGUCCUGAGGAUUGCCCUUGUUAGUCAAAGUUCAUGUUAUUUUUGAUGAUUAGGUUUGGCUUCUUUGUAGCCUUCCUUUUCUGUUACUCUUUUCUUUUAUUAGCACUUUUCUUUGACAUUUCUUUCUUUUUUCCUUCAUCUUAUGCUUAAUGACAUUACCCAUAUAUGUUUAUAAUGUGAAAAUAUAUAUAUAC